Tremella mesenterica DSM 1558 is the source of this 981-nucleotide messenger RNA. RefSeq lists its product as uncharacterized. The transcript is spliced from 5 exons. Gene Ontology annotation, molecular function: glucan endo-1,6-beta-glucosidase activity. NCBI's taxonomy places the organism in Eukaryota, Fungi, Basidiomycota, Tremellomycetes, Tremellales, Tremellaceae. Gene Ontology annotation, cellular component: cell surface; extracellular region. The record is from RefSeq and is a predicted model, not a curated record. Gene Ontology annotation, biological process: glucan catabolic process. The annotation marks the transcript as partial.
GCUUUGUUAUAUCGAUACAGACAACAACAAAGUGUGAAUCUAGGAAGUUGGUUUGUUCAAGAACAAUGGAUGAACCCUUCUUUAUUCAAUUGCGCUUCAGGUAAUCAACAAGCUGAAUUGGAUGUCGCUAGUGGUUGGGGAGGAGUAGGGAAUUCUAAACAGGUUUUGGAACGUCAUUGGGAUGAAUGGAUAACUGAAGAUGAUUUUAGUUGGUUGAAAAGUGUUGGGAUUAAUACGGUCAGGUUACCUAUAGGUUUUUGGUCCCUAGGUCCGGAUUACUGUAAAGGUACAGUCUUUGAAGAUGUCUCGGAUGUGUAUUCCAAUGCUUGGCCGAGGGUAGUGCGCGCUAUCAACUGGGCGGAGAAAUAUGGUUUGGGAGUUUUGGUAGAUCUUCAUGGUGCACCUGGUAGUCAGAAUGGUCAAUCUCAUUCGGGUGUGUCAGACGGACACCAAAACUUAUUUGAUAAUCCGACAAACGUGGCUUUGACGAUGAACGCAUUGACUUUCUUGACUCAACAAUUGGUAAAGGUCAAUAACGUUGUUGGUAUUGAGUUGUUGAAUGAGCCGAGUAAUGUGGAUGGGUUGACAUCGUUUUGUAAACAGUUGUCUCCUGAAGCAGCUGCAUUUCCAUUUUACAUCAACGACGCUUUUGAUUUGAACCGGUUCUCUGACUAUCUCUCAACUCGAACAGACUUUGUGGUCCUUGACCAUCACUCUUACUUUGUGUUCGGAGAUCAACCCUCACAACAAACUCCUGUAGGACAAAUCGAUGCCACCCUACUCCCCAUCCACGGCACACUCUCACAACAACUCCUCUCUGUCUCUUCAUCAGCUCGUAGGAAUCUCGUGAUCGACGAAUUCUCCUGUGCUCUCACAGCUUCCGCACUCGCCAAUUCACCCGACGAAACAGCAGAUCGUCGAGCAUUCUGUACUGGUCAAAUUGAGACUUACGCAAACACAACAGCCGGUUAUUCAUUUUGG